AUUGUCGCGCAUGCGUUUUAUGGAAAAAUACUCGCGAUCUCUACUACUGGACCGUGGACAUUGUACGCUCUGAGCAGCGUACUCAACGAUUUCGAGGUUAAUUCACGUUUUAUUAAUCGUUUAUGUGUACCCCGGAGGAAUAAACUUUUUACCUUACGACAAAUAUUGUUCAAUAAUUUAUUGAACAAUAAAAGCAUCCAACCAUGGGAGUACCAGCAUUCUUCCGGUGGUUGAGCCGAAAAUACCCUUCGGUCAUUAUCGAAUGUAUAGAAAACAAGCCGACUAGCGUCGAUGGUACAACGAUCCCAGUCGACACUUUAGAACCUAAUCCAAAUGGGGUCGAAUUUGAUAACUUGUAUUUGGAUAUGAACGGCAUAAUACAUCCUUGUACACAUCCUGAGGACAAACCUGCUCCAAAAGAUGAAGAUGAAAUGAUGGAAGCCAUAUUCGAGUGUAUUGACAGACUGUUUCGUAUUGUUAGACCAAGAAAGUUGUUAUAUAUGGCUAUUGAUGGUGUUGCACCCAGAGCCAAAAUGAAUCAGCAAAGAUCUCGGCGGUUCAGAGCAUCGAAAGAAACGAGCGAAAAGUUGACAGAGAUGGCUAGAAUUCGAUCAGAGUUGGCAUUGAAAGGAGCAUUUUUACCACCAGAAAAACCAAAAGAGGACCACUUUGAUAGUAACUGCAUCACUCCUGGUACACCAUUUAUGGCAAGACUGUCGGCGUGUUUACAUUACUAUAUACACGAUAGACUAAAUAACGACCCGGGUUGGAAAAAUAUUAAAGUUAUACUCAGUGACGCUAAUGUUCCUGGAGAGGGUGAACACAAAAUUAUGGACUAUAUCAGAAAACAAAGAGCUCAACCAGAUCACGAUCCGAAUACACAGCAUGUCCUGUGUGGAGCUGAUGCGGAUUUAAUCAUGUUAGGGUUAGCUACGCAUGAACCAAACUUCACCAUUAUUCGAGAAGAAUUUAAACCAAAUAAGCCAAGGCCUUGUGAUAUCUGUGGUCAGUUAGGUCACGACAUGCAAGAUUGUCUUGGUGCUGAACCAAAUAAAAAAGAAGAAGAGAAAAUCUUUGGUUCAGAGUGUCAGUUCAUUUUUGUUCGCUUGAAUGUUCUUCGAGAAUAUUUGGAACGGGAAUUACAGAUGCCCAAUUUACCUUUUAAAUAUGACUUUGAAAGAGCUAUUGACGAUUGGGUAUUCAUGUGUUUCUUUGUUGGUAACGACUUUUUACCUCAUUUACCAUCUUUAGAAAUCAGGGAAAAUGCAAUUGAUAGGCUUGUAACUUUGUACAAAAAGACUGUUUAUAAAACUGGAGGUUUUUUAACUAAUAGUGGAGAUGUAAAUUUAGAUCGGGUACAAUUAAUUUUAAAUGAUCUCGGUAAUGUAGAAGACGAAAUUUUUAAAAAACGUCAGCAAAAUGAAUUGGCAUUUAAAGCACGUGAAAAGAAUAAGAGAAGACGAAAUGAAGCUAUAAGUAAUUAUAAACCAAGCUGGACUCCCGUGGGCCAAUUUGCGCCUAAUCCUCUGGGCAAAGAAGUAAAGCCAGUACAAAAUGCGCGAUAUGAGGCCUACCAAAUGCGGGUGCAAGGAAGAAAUUAUAAUACAAGUGCUGUUGAAAGAGCAUUGCAAGGCACUAAUGCUAGCCUUGCUUUAGAGAAGAUGAUAGUACCCGAGGGCGAAAGUUCAGGAAGUAGAGGUCAGAAACGUAAGCACGAAGAAGUUGAAAAGGAAGAAGACGAACAAGCACAUGAUGAAGUAAGAUUGUGGGAAGACGGUUUCAAAGAUCGGUAUUACGAAUCUAAGUUUGAUGUGCUGCCGGAUAAUUUAGCAUUUAGGAAUAACGUAGCACUUCAAUAUGUUCGAGGAUUGUGUUGGGUUUUACGUUAUUAUUAUCAAGGCUGUGCUUCAUGGAAGUGGUACUUUCCGUACCACUACGCUCCGUUCGCUAGUGAUUUUAUCAAUAUAGGUGGCCUUUCAACUGAGUUUGAAAGAGGAACUAUUCCAUUUCGACCACUAGAACAACUCAUGGGUGUAUUUCCAGCUGCUAGUUGUAAGCACGUUCCAGCUCCUUGGGCAACAUUAAUGAAAGAUUCUACAUCACCAAUCAUCGACUUUUAUCCGGAAGACUUUAAAAUCGAUCUUAACGGAAAGAAAUUUGCUUGGCAAGGUGUAGCCCUCCUUCCCUUCGUCGACGAAGAACGUUUGUUUAAGGCAUUGGAGCCUUAUUACGGCCAAUUAACCGUGGCAGAGAAGAAAAGAAACGUUCGCGGAGACGAUAGACUUUACGUGGGACCUGACAACAGUGGUUUUACAUUUUUGAAAGGCUUGUACGAAAACAAAAUAGGCUAUGACCAAGAAGUAGAAAUUUGUAUAGAUGGUAUGCGUGGAACAGUCUUGUUGGCCGAAGAUUGCGUCGGAGAAGGCGCAACGCUGCCUUCGCCAAUAAAUACACUGCCUGUUAGAAACAAUAGAAUAAUUUGUGUGAGAUUCCGAGAUCCCAAGUACGGUUCCGAUUUUAUAUUCCCCGCGAAACGACUUAAGGGAGCCGAGGAGCCACCUCGAGUUCUGAAGCCACAAGACUUUGAACAAAUGAAUCGCGGAGGUGGGGGCAACAAUCAGUGGCGGCCACAAACCAGUUUCGCUCCUUCAAAUAAAGUUGGAUCACUUGGUGAUGCAGGCCACAGGAUGUUGGGGCAUCACAUGAACAAUCAAAACAAUCGCCAACAAGGAAUUUAUGGCCACGUCCCACCGCCUGCUUCUUUGCAGCAGUCUUCUAGAGGCGGCUACAACAGCGGAUAUUCGUCGGAUCGUCAGAAGGAUUCGAGAAGCCAUUCGGGCAAUCAAUCGGGUCAGUCCCGAGGUGGUCCGUGGGCAAGUGGAUAUCAGUCGAAUCAUUACCAGGGACAGCAGUCUUAUCAGAGUUAUCAACAGGGUGGCUAUGGACAACAACCGCCGCGCGUGAUUCGUCCAUAUCAGAACGCCCAAAACGAGCAAGGCUCGAAAUAUAAUCAACAAUCAAACAGACCAUACGGAAAUAACAGACGCGGCGGUAGAGGCGGUGGUUUCUGGAGCGGCCGAUAAUCGAAUCGUCGAUCAUUUUGAAGAAUCGAAGCAUCGCACAGCCAACACUUAUUGUACAUGGUUUUCAACGAAUGAUUUCGACAUGCAUUGAAAAUAAUGCAACACAACGCUGCUUGUAAAAUAAUCUAUCAAUCGUUGUUAAUUAUAAUUUUUUUACGCAACUAUAUGAAAUCUUUAAAACGAAAAGUAACGAGGGAAAGAAUUGUGUAAUAUUAUUUAACAGAGAUCUUAUAUCUAAUUAUACAUUAUGACGAGUGCGUUAUAUUAACUGUAUACAAACAAAAGAUGUAGUUGUAUAGUCAAUGAAAUAUAUUUGUACGACCAGUAAAAAAAUGUAUAACGUCAUCGCGCGAUAGGUCGAGUUUGAGCGUUUGAGGUAGGAUUUUGGUAUGGCAUAUAGCAUCCACACGCGCAGUAUAAGCCGAUGAUGGCCAAAGUAUUUCUUAAACGAAUGAAACUAGCCGCCUGUAUCGAUUUCCAUUAAGCCGAUUUUUCAUCCUCUCUCUCUCUCAAUCUCUCAAACCCGUCGAGUUUUACUUUUCACACACAUACUAUAUCUCGGUUCUUUGUUAACUUUCGGUUCGCGCGAGCAAGCGCUUUUCGGUACAAAUUCAACUGUAAGCAUAUACGAUUAAAAAUUGACCUACUGUAUUCUAUAAUACGGUGUAUAGAAGUCAGAAUAAAACGAGAAUGUUGUCUCGUCGAGAAAAACGGAAA
Nasonia vitripennis (jewel wasp) is the source of this 3800-nucleotide messenger RNA. RefSeq names its product 5'-3' exoribonuclease 2 homolog (gene Rat1). Gene Ontology annotation, molecular function: 5'-3' RNA exonuclease activity; RNA binding. The transcript is spliced from 17 exons. Gene Ontology annotation, cellular component: nucleus. NCBI's taxonomy places the organism in Eukaryota, Metazoa, Arthropoda, Insecta, Hymenoptera, Pteromalidae. The record is from RefSeq and is a predicted model, not a curated record. Gene Ontology annotation, biological process: nuclear-transcribed mRNA catabolic process. Bases 204 to 3083 code for a protein of 959 amino acids.